CUCCUCACUUACUGAGGUUGUUGUUCGGACCCAGGUUUCAUUCGAGCGUUCCAAUUCCAAGCUCUCAAAUCAACCAGCUAUUCCCUCAGUUCAAUGUGACACGCAGAAUGGACCCACCUCUCCCUCUGCUACUAUCAUACUUUGUGUUCUUUUCUGUCUACUGGCUCUCUCUCACUCAACCAAAACGCUCGCUGUCCCGCCAAUUAUCUUUUCUUCUCCAAGUCUGCACCGCUUAUCCAAUUUUCUGCUCUAACUUGACCACUGGAAAUUCGGUUAUCGAUUACACGCUUGGUUCUUUCGUAUUUAGCUUUCUGCUAAACGCUUUCGCAUGGUCCUUCUUGACCGACGUGCCAGUACCAAAGCGGACCUCCAUAAAUCCAAACACCACCGAGUCGGAAACCCGUACUUAUGAACUUUCCCUUGAACAAGCUGCACGACUGGUAAUUUCACCACGUGGGAUUGGUUGGUCUCAUGAACCUACCCUAGCCCUUCCACCUCGUCCGAACGCCUUAGUAUCACGUUCCCAUUUCAUAUUGAGGCAAUUGGGAAUGGCAUUAAUGAACCUACUCAUUCUCGACCUGGUCUACGCCUGCAUGUGGAACGUGCCCUGUUUCCACAUAGGUGGCCCAACGAUCGGGGAUGCCUCCUAUGGAUUAUUGGGAAGAUGUCGAAACAUCCUGCUUUUUGCCAUAUCUGCCAUCGCCUCAAUGACUACCGCGUAUCAUUUCAUAUCAGCAUUUUGCCUCGCUAUACAAAUUUCCGAACCACAAAAUUGUCCUUCAUUCUACGGAGAUUUCACCAAGGCGUACACGCUCCGUGGGUUUUGGGGCCGCUCUUGGCACCAACUACUGCGUCCUAUUAUCAUGCCAUACAUACGUUUUCUAGCCGCCGAUAUAUUUCAUUUCCCGAGAGGUACAAAGUGUUACGAAGUGACCAUGCUCUAUGCCGGAUUUCUUCUGACCGGGGUCAUGCACCAAGUCGGAGACUUGAUGAUGCAUCGCAAUAUCUCCGCUGGAGGAAGCAUCGUCUUCUUUCCGUUGCAGGCCUUUGGGAUCACUCUUGAAUCAAUUGUGAUUGGUUGUCUACCGAAGGCGACUCCUGGUUGGGUGAGAACGGCAGUCGGAUAUGUAUGGGUGCUCUCUUGGUUCACUUGGUGUGCACCGAUAUAUGUGGAUCCACUCCUCCAGGGUGGUCUACUGGAUAAUGGACCUCGUUUCAGUUUGACCUCGGGACUACUGAAGGGCGAGUGGGUGCCUCAACCCGCGACCUAUUCGACUAAAAUCUUUUAA
Molecule: messenger RNA, 1289 nt
Organism: Marasmius oreades (fairy-ring Marasmius)
Lineage: Eukaryota; Fungi; Basidiomycota; Agaricomycetes; Agaricales; Marasmiaceae
Exons: 4
Coding region: 108-1289 (393 amino acids)
Biological process (GO): lipid metabolic process
Source: RefSeq, a predicted model, not a curated record